Molecule: messenger RNA, 858 nt
Organism: Zasmidium cellare ATCC 36951
Lineage: Eukaryota; Fungi; Ascomycota; Dothideomycetes; Mycosphaerellales; Mycosphaerellaceae
Exons: 3
Coding region: 1-858 (285 amino acids)
Source: RefSeq, a predicted model, not a curated record
AUGGUCGCAUCCCUAGACGUGUUCAGCAUCGUGCUCAUACCACUUACCAUCCUAUCGUACCUCCCGCAAUGGGAUAAGCUCCUCACCUCACGGACAACCACCGAGAUCUCCCUCCCAGCGACUCUCCUCCUGGCUUUAUCCGCCCAAGCACAAAUCGUGACCAUGUACUAUCUGUUCCUAUGUCCACCCUCAAAGCAAUACGGAUCCAUCAUCUCGAACCCACCCACGCUUCGCGACUGGGUCAAUCUCGCACAAGUGCUGGUGCAGUGGGGUUGCUCGUUGGUGCAGUUCAUCCUCGUCCUGACGUUCGCAUCACGAUCAGAUAGUACUAACAAUCGCCACCCCGACUCCGCAACGCCAUCUCCCACUGCUACAAAAAGCUCAGCUAGAAUCUCCCUCGCUCUCAUCCUCCUCCACGCCGGCUUUUCGAUCGCUUGGGCAUACAUCAUGCCCAUCCCCACAACCGACUGGCUCGACCUCGCCUUCGUGUUCACCCUCGUCCUCAACAACAUCUGCAUCAACCCCCUCAUCACCGCCGCCACAGCGACGUCCUUCAUCCUCCAGAUCCGCAAGACCAAGAAACCCUCCCCUGGAAAUCCCACUUCCCUGAAUUCCACUUCCCUUACGCUGCAGGCGCUCACGUUCUUGGCUUUGGCGGUGUCGUGGCCGGCGAGGUUUACGAUGCCGAGGGAUUUGUGGUAUGAGGAUGGGUUGUGGGUGGUUAAGGAGUGGUAUCCGCAUGUUGGGUGGGUGGCGGUUAAUAAUGGGAUUGUUGCUGUGGGGGAGUAUCUUGUGUUGCAUGCGGUGGAGGGCGCUGGGGGUGGUGGGAGUCGGGAGAGUCAGGCUCUGCUGGGCUGA